AGAUCAAGAUGCCCGUUCAACAUAUUUCCCUGCCCACUAUUCUACCAACUCCACCCACGAACUUCAGUCAACUUCUUUUAUCAAACUACAUCAUUUUUUAUACUCGUAAUCAAAAGCUGCUAGGGGAAACCCCACCCAACCAAGUUCAAUCCCAUCCUUCCAUGUCAACAACCAAGGUGAGAUCAUGGGUCCCCACUCUGACUUCAUAGUGCGGUCAUUACCACCAGGAUUCCAAGUCGACCGAAUCAUCGAACAUCAACCAUAUAAAGCUGGAUCGUUGGCCUUCACGAACUCAGAUGUAAAACUCAUUCUAACUAAUUAACUUUCCAUAUUAUACCCUUCCUUGACACACACUACAUACCUACAUCCACCUCAUCACCUCAAAACACCCUUUAAAUCACUCACAAUGGUCCGCGGCGCCGAAUACGACAACAACGUCCCCUCAAGCGACAACCCCAUCGAGAACGGCCCUAACAAGGUCCACGGCGCAGGCUCAACCGUACGUCCCCAUCCAACCCCCCAAACACUCUCUCACAAUCCACAUACUGACUCAAUUCAAAAGGACGCUGACAUCAACCGCGUCCACCGCACCGCCGAACUCCCCGAAGCAGCCAAAAGCUCAGGCGGCCUACACAGCGGCGGCGGCAGCUCGGGCCCCACGCAAUCAGGCAGCGGCAAGGGCGGCCACGAGCCCAAGACGCUGGGCGAGAAUAAGGGGUUGGGAGCGCAUAAGGCUUGAUUUCUCAGUGUAAAAAGUACUAUGGUUGGGUUUGUGGAUUUGUCGGUGCUUUUUCUUAUGAUUUUUAUUGUGGUUGUGAGGGGGGAGGAAGAUACGGUCUGGGACUGGAUAGAUUAAUUCGUUGAUGGGUUGUAUGAUAGCAUCAUGGUUUUAUGAGUUUGUAUAUUUCUUUUUUUACCCCUGUGAAUGGAAUGAAAGAUGAUUGUCAUGUCAAC
Aspergillus candidus is the source of this 954-nucleotide messenger RNA. RefSeq lists its product as uncharacterized. Lineage: Eukaryota; Fungi; Ascomycota; Eurotiomycetes; Eurotiales; Aspergillaceae. The record is from RefSeq and is a predicted model, not a curated record. The coding region runs from base 407 to 739 and encodes 110 amino acids. The transcript is spliced from 2 exons.